Symbiodinium necroappetens is the source of this 960-nucleotide messenger RNA. The record is from the annotation of a GenBank genome assembly. Lineage: Eukaryota; Dinophyceae; Suessiales; Symbiodiniaceae.
AUGUUGUCGCGAGUGGUCUCGGAACAAGAUAGAGUUAAUGCUGUCUUCUGUGAGUACCUCAAGCUUUUGGAGAGUGAUAAUCGACGCAGGGGCAGGUCACCGGAUCAGGAAGACAAAGCAGAGAGUCCUGUGCCUAUCGACCUUGUUGACAACCAGUUGCCGGCUGUGUCUCAUAUGACAAGCACAAGUAGCAUGAAACUUGGUUUCAUUGCUCUGGUUCGCCUUUACAAAGGCGAGAUGUCUGAUGAUGAAGCGGUGAAGGUAGCAAAGGAGAUUUUGGGGGUGGAGGAAGCGCCUCCUCUGAAUAGUAGUGCCUGCCCCCCGUCUCAGAAGUUGCAGCCUGAUGUUGCAAGCUACGCCUGCCGCGAAACGGGUCCCUUGAGAGAUGCCACCAAGCAGGUGGAUGCCAAGGAGUCGCCGUCAUUCGCGCUUGAAAUGGCGUUUUGCAACAAUCAGGUGGAUGCUGCCAGAACAGCGAUUCGCGAACUCAAAAAUGCCAUCAAGGAGUUGGAUACCAGCACAGGCGCCCGCACCAUCCAGGUCACCUUUCGCCGUGGCUUUGAUCCAGUUGAAGUAGCAAAGAGGGUAGAGUACUGGAGAGGGCCGAGUUGCGAGCCCAUUCCUGUGGAGCCCUUGGAAAUCAAGCGUCAUGGGACUUUCCGUAAACCGGUUGGGCCGCAGAGCUUUGCAGUUGCAGGAGGUGAUGCUCGCAAGUUCGUCCUAAAGCUGCAGUUGGCAGGAGCAGGCGGACAGAGCACUGCAAAGGUCAGAAAACUGUCUUUGCAGGUCAAAGUCUCCUCGAAAGAGCUCUCAGUCUUAGGGUCGAAAACCGUCCUCUCGGACGAGGCAGUGAGUAUGAUCAUGCACUUCGGGCCCCAUGACACAGCACAGAUCAUGGCCGGUAGCACUCCCAAGUUUGAUGUUUCAGCUUUUUUCGCUGCCGCAUCCCCGUUUGUGUAG